CAGCGGGCAUCGAGUCAACUGGCGGAACAGCGGGCUUCGAGUCGUCUGGCAAGACUGCGGGCACCGAGUCGUCUGGCAAGACUGCGGGCACCGAGUCGUCUGGCAAGACUGCGCGGCACCGAGUCGUCUGGCAAGACUGCGGGGCACCGAGUCAACUGGCGGAACAGCGGGGGCAUCGAGUCAACUGGCGGAACAGCGGGCUUCGAGUCGUCUGGCAAGACUGUGGGCACCGAGUCGUCUGGCAAGACUGCGGGCACCGAGUCGUCUGGCAAGACUGCGGGCACCGAGUCGUCUGGCAAGACUGCGGGCACCGAGUCAUUUGGCUUGCCAGCGGGCACCGCGUCAUCUGGCAAGGCAAUGGGCACCGGGUCACCAGGC
Staurois parvus is the source of this 378-nucleotide messenger RNA. NCBI's taxonomy places the organism in Eukaryota, Metazoa, Chordata, Amphibia, Anura, Ranidae. The record is from the annotation of a GenBank genome assembly.